Darwinula stevensoni is the source of this 648-nucleotide messenger RNA. The record is from the annotation of a GenBank genome assembly. NCBI's taxonomy places the organism in Eukaryota, Metazoa, Arthropoda, Ostracoda, Podocopida, Darwinulidae.
GACACCUUCGGCCUUCGCUGUCUCCAGAACUGCAGCUGCCUGAAUGGAGGCAGGUGCAAGGCGACGGACGGGGAAUGCGAGUGUCGGCCCGGCUGGAUGGGUCCCCGCUGCCUGGAGGCCUGUCCCGAAGGAUAUUUUGGGGUCCAGUGCGAGAAGCCGUGCCAUCCCGUCGAUGGUUGCACCGGCAAGUCCGAGAACAAGGGCCGAGAAAGCGAGAUCCGCCGCUCCGACCCCGAGUCGAGGGGCUUCGGCGUUCUGUCGAUAAUCGGGAUCGUGGGAAUUUCAGUGACGACGCUCAUCAUCGUCCUGGUGGCUGGGCUCAUAUUCUCCAUCAGGAAGGGAUUUCGGCCCGUCGAGAAUGGGCCGAGGAAAGUUCGGCCCUGCGUUUCUUCCUCUGGUUUUCGCAGAAAUCUGCCGCCUCCGCCAAAAAAUGGGAAUAGGUUUGGGGUCGAUUAUGUCAGGUCCAAAUGGUCGGUCGAAGAGCCGACGGUUGGUGCAAGGGGCUCCAAGCGUCAAAAUGAAUCGCGGCGCUGCCGUCGUUUCGACGUGUUGCCUGUCGGGGACCGCAACGUGUUGCCUGUCGGGGACCGCAACGUGUUGCCUGUCGGGGACCGCAACGUGUUGCCUGUCGGGGACCGCAACGUGUUG